Molecule: messenger RNA, 2049 nt
Organism: Mangifera indica (mango)
Lineage: Eukaryota; Viridiplantae; Streptophyta; Magnoliopsida; Sapindales; Anacardiaceae
Product: RNA polymerase sigma factor sigA-like
Exons: 11
Coding region: 339-1862 (507 amino acids)
Biological process (GO): DNA-templated transcription initiation; regulation of DNA-templated transcription
Molecular function (GO): DNA-binding transcription factor activity
Source: RefSeq, a predicted model, not a curated record
AAUUGGAGAUCCAAUAUCUGCUUCAGCCAAUACCAUUUCUUCCUUCCAUAUCUCUAACUAUUUUCACCUUUUUUUUUUUUUUUUAAAUAAUUUAUUAUUAUUACACUCUUCUAUUUGUUUUCCCUUGAAAUCACCGUCACUCUCUUCUUGUUUGUUCAUCUGUCCUCAACCAACAACAACAACAACAAGAGGAAAACUCAGAUUAACUACACAGAAGAACAAUUUCAUUGAGAGCUUAGUAUUUAAAAGAGCUGAGGAUUUGUGUGACAUAGUUAUAUAUUUUACAAUUUUGUUGAAUUGUUUGUUAUGGUAAUAUUGGUUACAAGAGCAGAAGCCUUAUGAUGACCACGGCUGCUGUUAUUGGACUUAGUACUGGAAAGAGACUAUUGAGCUCCUCCUUUUAUUAUUCUGAUCUAACAGAAAAAUUUUCUCAAAUCAAUGAUCAUGGAUCACCAUAUUAUCAAGUUAUUCCAACAAAAAAUGUGGUUGCCGCCAAAAAGUCGUCCAAUUAUAGUCCAACUUAUCCAUCUUCCAAGCAACAUUCUCAGUCCACUAAGGCUCUUAAAGAACAUUUGGAUACUAAUUUUGCUUCUACUACGGAGCCGUGGCUUCAGAGGUCUGAUGAUUUAGAAGAGGAAAACCCAGACUUUGACUAUUCAAUGGAGGCACUUCUGCUGCUGCAAAAGUCUAUGCUUGAAAAACAAUGGAAUCUUUCUUUUGAGAGGACAGUAUUAAAUGACUCAUCAAGUAAAAAGACUCACAAGAAGAUACCUGUCACGUGUUCUGGAAUAUCAGCUAGGCAAAGAAGAAUGAAUUUGAAGAAGGUUUUGAACCAAAGUAAUUCAAUGAUUCAGCAAAAUGGCCCCAAUCUGCAGAGGUCUGUGAUUAGUCCAGAGUUGCUUCAGACUCGUUUAAAAGGCUAUGUAAAGGGUGUGUUGAGUGAGGAGCUGCUCACCCAUGCAGAAGUUGUGCGUCUAUCAAAGAAAAUCAAAGCUGGCCUUUCCUUAGAUGAGCACAAAUUGAGACUGAAGGAGAGGCUGGGAUUUGAGCCCUCAGAUGAACAACUUGCAGCUUCCUUGAGCAUAUCUCGCUCUGACUUACAGUCAACAUUGAUUGAGUGUUCAUUGGCAAGAGAGAAGCUUGUGAUGAGCAAUGUUCGUUUGGUCAUGUCUAUAGCUCAACGAUAUGAUAACAUGGGUGCUGACAUGUCAGACCUUGUGCAGGGUGGGUUGAUUGGAUUAUUACGUGGGAUUGAGAAAUUUGACUCUUCAAAGGGUUUCAAAAUAUCAACUUAUGUGUAUUGGUGGAUACGCCAGGGUAUUCAUAGGGCAUUAGUUGAGAAUUCCAGAACCUUAAGAUUGCCUAAUCAUCUGCACGAAAGGUUAGGUUUAAUCCGGAAUGCAAAGAUUAGACUGGAAGAGAAAGGAGUAACACCAUCAAUUGAUAGAAUUGCAGAAUACCUAAACAUGUCACAAAAGAAAGUGAGAAAUGCUACUGAGGCAAUCAGUAAGGUUUUCUCACUUGACAGGGAUGCUUUUCCCUCGUUAAAUGGCCUUCCUGGUGAAACCCAUCAUAGUUACAUUGCAGAUAAUCGUGUGGAGAACAAUCCGUGGCAUGGAGUGGAUGAGUUGAUGCUCAAGCAUGAAGUAAACAGACUCAUUACAGAGACACUUGGAGAACGUGAAAGAGAAAUCAUACGUCUUUACUACGGUCUUGAUAAGGAAUGCCUUACAUGGGAGGAUAUAAGUAAACGAAUAGGUUUGUCAAGAGAAAGAGUUAGGCAAGUUGGACUUGUGGCGCUAGAGAAACUAAAACAUGCAGCGAGAAAGAAAAACAUGGAGGCCCUGCUGUUGAAACAUUAGCAUAACCAUAGAAAAUUGAAUUAAGGAGCUACCACAUUGAACUUUCUGUAACGUUAUUAAACACAGAGGUUGUAAGUUGCGAUAAAAUUUCAUGUAUUGAAUGUUUAGAAGAGAUACUUCCUGGAUUACUUUCUGGGUUUAUGUAUACACAAGAUGAUGAUGAAUUCAGUAGUUCCAGUUUCAUUUA